AUAGGCUCUCUGAUUUGAUCGUGGUGGACAAAACUGAACUCUCCCCUGUUAUUAGAACAGGGAGAGGCAGAUCAAGUAGCAAAGAUAUAAAAUGGGUGGGCCAAUCUGUUGGUAAAACUUCACCUGGGGAACCCCUUUAUAAAAUGGUUUCUGCUGAUGGAGAUAUUGCCGUGGGAAGUUCAGUUCUGGUGUAUUCAAAAGGUCAGAACCAGAACUCUGAGGCCCAUCCCACUAUUCUUUUUGUUGAAUAUAUGUAUGAGAAAUCUAAUGGCACAAAAAUGAUUCAUGGAAGAGUUCUUCAGAGAGGCAGUGAAACUCUGUUAGGAAAUGCAGCUAAUCCACGAGAAGUCUUUAUGACUCACCAAUGCCUUCAAGUUGAUGUGAAAGAUGUUAAAGAGACAAUGGUAGUGGAGAUCAGAUUGCGAUCUUGGGGCUAUCAAUAUAGGAAGGAAAAUUUGAUCGCAGAUGAAGCUGAUAGGGCACGAGCAAUAGAGAUGGAAAGGAAGAAACUGCCUGUUGAUUACUUCUGCAAGUCUCUAUAUGCACCAAACUGUGGUGCCUUCCUUUCUCUUCCUUAUGAUACCCUGGGUCUGGGAAAUGGCCAGUGUCAGUCUUGUAGGAUAAGAGACGAUGAGAAGCAGAAUGCAGAACUCUACAUGCUUCAAAAUAAUGAUGGAUUUAAAUAUGAAGGUGUGGAAUACUACCUGCAUGAUUUUAUUUAUGUUGAUCCAGAACAGUUUGCUGCUGUUGGAGAUGAAAAGGAACCUCUAGAAAAGUUCAAAGCAAGUGGGAAUAGGGGUCUUAGAUCCUAUGCUGUUUGCCAGAUUUUGGAGAUCAAAAGUUCAUGUGGCUAAAGGAAGUCUGAUUCCAAGCCCACAAAGAUAAAAGCUCGAAGAUUUUUUCGCCCAGACGAUGUUGGGCUUGAAAAGGCCUACACUGCUGACAUAAGGGAGGUUUAUUAUAGUGAUGAAUCUGUAAUUGUAGAAGUGGAUGCAAUAAGAGGAAAAUGUGUUGUCAUGAGACAACAAUAUUUCUCUCCUAUGACUGGCAAUGUUAUCUUUGAACAUAUAUUCUUCUGCAGUUGCAUCUAUGAUCCAAUUAAGGGUGCCCUGAAGCAGCUACCUGCAAACAUCAAGUUAAGCUCUUCAAAAAGCACAGGAAACCAAAAAGGCAAGUUUCUUGUUGAUGAAGUUGAAAAUGCCAAGAGGAAAGGAAAAGCAGUUUCAGGAGAUCAGCCUACAGAAAAGACAUCGGAAACAUCUAAUGAUUGUCGCUUGUCAACACUGGACAUAUUUGCUGGCUGUGGUGGUUUGUCAGAAGGAUUGGAGAAAUCAGGAGCUUGCUUUACCAAAUGGGCCAUCGAAUAUGAAGAACCUGCUGCAGAGGCUUUCAAGCUUAAUCAUCCAGAAGCUGAGGUUUUCUGCCAGAAUUGCAAUGUUAUAUUAAGUGAUUCUUUAUAUGAGCAGUUGUUGCAGCAGAACAGAGAUUUCAAUUGUGCUCUUAAAAGUUACAGAUUUUGGUUGCUCAUGAUAUUCAUGUAUGUUUGUGGACACAAAGUGACAAUUCCUUGUUCUUAUCUCUAUUGA
Cryptomeria japonica (Japanese cedar) is the source of this 1586-nucleotide messenger RNA. Its product is annotated as DNA (cytosine-5)-methyltransferase 1B-like. Gene Ontology annotation, molecular function: methyltransferase activity. The coding region runs from base 1017 to 1586 and encodes 189 amino acids. NCBI's taxonomy places the organism in Eukaryota, Viridiplantae, Streptophyta, Pinopsida, Cupressales, Cupressaceae. The record is from RefSeq and is a predicted model, not a curated record. The transcript has 5 exons. Gene Ontology annotation, cellular component: nucleus.